AAGGCGCACGCGCUCGUCCCCGAAGGCUUGUGCGACGGCUGUGUUGCUAUGGGCCGGAGGAAGGUGACGGGCGCUGGGUCUCUGGGUCGGGCCAUUAUCCGCCAUCAGGCUCAGCGGAGCCGUAACCACCGUCACACCGACUCCUGGUUGCACACAACUGAACUCAAUGAUGGCUAUGAUUGGGGUCGUCUUAAUCUUCAGUCAGUGACUGAACAAAGCUCCCUGGAUGACUUCCUUGCAGUUGCAGAACUUGCAGGAACAGAGUUUGUGGCUGAAAAGCUUAAUAUUACGUUUGUGCCUCGUGAGGCUAGGACUGGACUGCUAUCUUUUGAGGAGAGCCAAAGAAUUAAGAAACUCCAUGAAGAAAACAAACAGUUCUUGAGUAUACCAAGGAGACCAAAGUGGGACAAACAAACUAGUCCUGAAGAACUCAAACAGGCAGAGAAAGAUAACUUUCUAGAAUGGAGACGUCAGCUUGUCCGGCUGGAAGAGGAACAGAAGCUGAUAUUGACUCCGUUUGAGAGAAAUUUGGACUUUUGGCGCCAGCUCUGGAGGGUCAUUGAGAGAAGUGAUAUUGUGGUCCAGAUAGUAGAUGCUCGAAACCCACUGCUGUUUAGAUGUGAGGAUUUGGAAUGUUACGUGAAAGAACUGGAUGCCAAUAAGGAGAAUGUUAUUUUAAUAAAUAAGGCAGAUUUGUUGACUGCAGAGCAGCGGAGUGCCUGGGCCUCCUACUUCGAAAAAGAAGACGUGAAGGUUAUUUUCUGGUCAGCUUUGGCUGAAGCGGUUCAGCUGAAUGGCACCCCGAAGGAACAAGUAAAUAGAGCUGCUGGAGAAACCAACACAGCUGAGUCUGAAAGCUCUGAUUUCGAAGAGGCUGAAAUUCCAAACAGUGAGACUGAACAUCUCCCAGGCAGGGAUUCUCCCUCACUUAGUGAAGGUGCCUCCCGUGAUGAAGAUGACAGCGAGUAUGAGGACUGUCAGGAAGAGGAGGAAGAAGAUUGGCAGACAUGUUCGGAAGAAGACAGCAACCUUGAAGAAGAGUCCUGUGGCCAGGACGGGAAGAAGAGCGCUCAGGACAGGAGAGCCCCACAGAAGAGGCAAACACACAAUUUUAGCCAUCUGGUGUCGAAACAGGAAUUACUGGAGAUCUUUAAGCAGCUACACACUGGGAAGACGGUGAAAGAUGGACAACUUACUGUUGGACUGGUGGGGUACCCAAACGUUGGUAAGAGUUCAACAAUCAACACCGUUAUGGGCAACAAGAAAGUGUCUGUGUCUGCCACACCUGGUCACACCAAGCAUUUUCAGACUCUGUAUGUGGAACCUGGCCUCUGCCUGUGUGACUGCCCAGGCCUGGUGAUGCCAUCCUUUGUCUCCACCAAGGCGGAGAUGACUUGCAGUGGAAUCCUCCCCAUAGACCAGAUGAGAGAUCACAUCCCACCCAUAUCACUAGUUUGCCAGAAUAUUCCAAGACAUGUUUUAGAAGCUACCUAUGGAAUUACUAUCAUAAAGCCCAGAGAGGAUGAAGACCCUCAUCGACCUCCAACCUCAGAAGAGCUGUUGACGGCUUAUGGAUAUAUGCGAGGAUUCAUGACAGCUCACGGGCAGCCAGACCAACCGCGAUCUGCACGGUAUAUCCUGAAAGAUUAUGUCAACGGUAAGCUGCUGUACUGUCAUCCUCCCCCUGGAACCGAUCCUGUGCUCUUUCAGCAUCAACACCGGCGGCUCUUAGAGGACAAAACGAGUAGCUAUGAAGUGAGAAUGCUGCCAGGCAGAAAUCAAAAGGCAAAGCAGAUUGAAAACAUAGUUGACAAAACUUUUUUUCAUCAAGAGAAUGUGAGAGCUUUGACCAAAGGCAUCCAGGCUAUGACGGGCUACAAGCCUGGGAGUGGCCUGGUGACUGCAGCUACUCUGAGCUCCGAGAUUGCAGCUGGAAAGCCCUGGAAAAAACAUGGCAACAGAAAUAAAAAAGAGAAAAGUCGUAGACUCUACAAGCACCUCGAUAUGUGACCUUGGGCUGCAACAGAAAUGGCAUCUGCAUUAUCCAGAUGGAAAAGGGCCGAAGCUGCUUGUUGCCUGUGGAACUUUUUCAGGACACCGGCGCUGCAGAAUGGACCCUGCAGUUGUGGAGCACAGCCGAGCCCAGCAGUCCUGAUACCAAGACUGAAAGGCUGCUGGAGAUGCCCACUCUGACAGAAGGAGUCAUCUUGGAGCCCCAGACACCUACUCCUAGAAAAGACUGGACUGAAGAUGGGUGAAUGAAGGAUGAAAGGAUGUCUGUGUGUAAAUACAUAUAGAAAGGCAUGCUAAUUUGUAAGGGGUAUUUUUUUUUUUAAGAUUAAAAUCAAAUUGCUACUAACAUGUUUAAGUAAACAUGUAUACUACCA
Messenger RNA from Loxodonta africana (African savanna elephant), 2387 nucleotides. RefSeq names its product large 60S subunit nuclear export GTPase 1 (gene LSG1). The record is from RefSeq and is a predicted model, not a curated record. Bases 49 to 2010 code for a protein of 653 amino acids. The transcript is spliced from 14 exons. Gene Ontology annotation, molecular function: GTPase activity; GTP binding. NCBI's taxonomy places the organism in Eukaryota, Metazoa, Chordata, Mammalia, Proboscidea, Elephantidae. Gene Ontology annotation, cellular component: cytosol. Gene Ontology annotation, biological process: ribosomal subunit export from nucleus.